AAAUUUUACUCCAACACGCAAAAUGGAGUGCCCUCGGUGCCAGGCAGCCAUCGUGGUGCCACCGCCGGACCCCGCCGGCGAGAACCUCAUCGCACGUCGGCUGUGCGCAUGCUGUGAGCAACUGCUCGACUGGGACGCCUUUGCCGUGGGUCCGGCGAGGGCAGCAGCUAGGCGCUUCAUCGUCUGCGCUAAUGGGCCACAUGCUGUGCGCCACUGGCAGCGUGGUGGCCCACCGGCACCGCCUCUGAGCCCCGCCGCAAUCCGGCUCGCGGUGCUGCAGCGCACCAUGCGCCCGCGAGCCCCGGCUCCAUCGCUGAAGCCAUCGCCGGCCCCACCGCCCGGUGCUCCCCACCGUCGGCGCCGCCACAACUGGGUGGCGCGGCGGCGCAAGAACCGCGAGGCACGCCGCGCGCGUCGGCGCCAGCGCCAGGAGACUCAAGAGUAGUCAUUGGAUAAAAAUAGGCCAAUACACGCACUUCAUUGGUAAAAA
This is a messenger RNA of Phytophthora nicotianae INRA-310, 490 nucleotides long. RefSeq lists its product as hypothetical. Lineage: Eukaryota; Oomycota; Peronosporomycetes; Peronosporales; Peronosporaceae. The coding region runs from base 23 to 445 and encodes 140 amino acids. The record is from RefSeq and is a predicted model, not a curated record. The transcript has a single exon.